This is a messenger RNA of Colletotrichum destructivum, 3515 nucleotides long. Its product is annotated as Putative DNA-directed DNA polymerase, family B, exonuclease domain, ribonuclease H-like superfamily. The coding region runs from base 83 to 3370 and encodes 1095 amino acids. Gene Ontology annotation, molecular function: nucleotide binding; DNA-directed DNA polymerase activity; 3'-5'-DNA exonuclease activity. The record is from RefSeq and is a predicted model, not a curated record. The transcript is spliced from 3 exons. Gene Ontology annotation, cellular component: delta DNA polymerase complex. NCBI's taxonomy places the organism in Eukaryota, Fungi, Ascomycota, Sordariomycetes, Glomerellales, Glomerellaceae. Gene Ontology annotation, biological process: nucleotide-excision repair, DNA gap filling; DNA-templated DNA replication; base-excision repair, gap-filling.
CUGACUUUCGAGCAUUCAACUACCACUUGCUCGCCUUUGAUUGCCCCUUCUUCUGGAAUCGUUCGUAGCAUACUCGAACGCAAUGGAUGAUUUUUCACGCCCAAAGCGAAUACUUCCCGAAAUCUCUAGUACCCCGCCCAACCUACUAGCAUCACCAUCCUCCAAGAAGACCAAAAUCGAGCACAUCUCUGCGCCCACUCUUCGACCCACGAGCCUACGGAGCAGCCCGAAGACUCGGUUCAACUCCAGCCAUUCUCAGACUACGUUCGAAUCCGAAGUCCUCGAGAAUCUCAAGCAUACCAAUACUGAGAAGGACCAGACAUGGGACCGCCCCGCCUUGGAUGUCUUGAAUUCUACCACGGAUGCCGUGUGCUUUCAGCAGAUUGAGGCCGAAGAAGGAACACUUCAUGGUGGUCGACCCGCAGUCAAACUCUUCGGCAUUACCGAGAAGGGCAACUCGGUUCUGUUACACGUCACCAAUUUCAAACACUACCUCUAUGUCGCAGCGCCUGUGUCCUUUCAGCAGGGAGACGUCAACUCUUUCAAGGCUUUUCUCGAGGCACAAAUUGCUCAUCAUGCGCCUGUCGUACACUCCGUGUCGCUGGUCCAGCGAGAGAACAUUUACGGCUUCCAAGGCAACGUGAAGAACCCGUAUAUCAAGAUUGCUGUGAAUGACCCCAAGCUCAUUAGCAAACUUCGCGCUACAAUUGAGGCCGGCAAAGCCAACUGGAGAGGACUCUGGAGCGGUGCUACCGGAGGUGUCAUGACAUUUGACAACAUUGAGUACGUUCUGCGGUUCAUGGUUGACUGCAAGAUCCAGGGGAUGUCCUGGGUAGAAGCACCUGCCAACUCGUACACACUGGUACCCCCAUCUUUGCGCCAGUCGGUCUGUCAAAUCGAAGCGGAAAUAAACUACAUCGAUCUAAUUGCCCACUCACCGAAAAACGAAUGGUCUAAGAUGGCACCGCUUCGCAUUUUGUCUUUCGACAUAGAGUGUGCUGGACGAAAGGGCGUUUUCCCCGAGGCUCAUGUGGAUCCAGUCAUUCAAAUCGCCAAUGUGGUGACACGAUACGGAGAGAAAAAACCGUUUGUUCGUAACGUGUUUUGUCUGGAGAAGACCAGCUCUGUUGUUGCGACCCAAAUCCUGGAGUUCUCAGACGAGAGGGAGAUGUUGAGUCAGUGGCAACAAUUUCUUCAGACCGUCGAUCCCGAUCUCAUCAUAGGCUACAACAUUGCCAAUUUCGACUUUCCCUAUCUGCUCUCCCGAGCGAGGCACCUCGGCGUGGGGAACUUCGAGUACUGGUCACGCCUCCUUGGCGUUGCCUCCAAGGCAAAAGAUACCAACUUCACAAGCAAACAAAUAGGAAGUCGAGACUCAAAAUCCACCAACACAAAUGGUCGACUACAGCUCGAUCUGCUUCAACUAGUGCAACGUGAUCACCACCUCCGCAGCUACACCCUGAACUCUGUCUGCUCCCAUUUCCUAGGUGAGCAGAAAGAAGACGUUCACUACACAAUGAUUACCGAGCUCUUCAAUGGGAGCCCCGAAACGCGACGUCGCCUGGCUCUCUAUUGCUUGAAGGACGCUUACUUGCCUCAAAGACUGAUGGACAAGCUCUCUUGCCUUGAGAACUACACUGAGAUGGCAAGAGUCACCGGUGUACCGUUCAAUUAUUUGUUGGCGAGAGGUCAACAGGUCAAGUUCAUUAGCCAACUCUUCAGGAAGGCGAGAGAGCAAGGGCUCAUCAUUCCUAACUUAAAGUCGGAAGCCAAUGAUGAGCAGUACGAAGGUGCCACAGUUAUCGAGCCCAAACGCGGAUUCUAUGAUGUGCCAAUCGCCACGCUGGAUUUUGCAUCUCUUUACCCCAGCAUCAUACAGGCGCACAAUCUCUGCUACACUACUCUGGUCAAUAACAAGGCCAUUGAGACGCUCAAUCUUGAGAAAUAUGAGGACUACAUUGUCACUCCGUCGGGUGCCACCUUCGUAACGACAAAGCAGCGGAAAGGUUUGCUGGCUCAGAUCUUGGAAGAACUGCUUACCGCAAGGAAGCAGGCAAAGCGAGAACUCUCGGUGGAGAAGGAUCCAUUCAAAAAGGCAGUGUUGAACGGGAGGCAGCUGGCGUUGAAGAUCAGUGCCAACUCCGUAUAUGGCCUAACCGGUGCCACGACGGGGAAGCUUCCGUGCCUUGAGAUCGCUAGUAGCACGACUGCCUUUGGCCGAAAGAUGAUUGAGAGAACGAAAGAAGAGGUUGAGAAUAUUUACACCAUUGCUAAUGGUCAUUCUCACGACGCUGAAGUCAUUUACGGUGACACCGACUCGGUCAUGGUCAAGUUCGGCACCAAAGAUCUCUCCGAGGCGAUGAGACUGGGCGAAGAGGCGGCGAGGCUCGUAUCCUCCAAGUUUAUCACGCCAAUCAAACUCGAAUUCGAAAAGGUUUACUAUCCCUACCUGCUUAUCAACAAGAAGCGGUACGCCGGCCUGUACUGGACCAAUUUGAAAGCAUACGACAAGAUGGACACGAAGGGCAUCGAGACUGUCCGGAGAGAUAACUGUUUAUUAGUGCAAACUGUUAUCGACAAAGUUCUCAGAAUGAUUCUUAUCGACCAGGACGUCUCGGGCGCCCAAGAAUACGUGAAAGACACGAUCGCAAACCUGUUACAAAACAAAAUUGACAUGUCCAAGCUCGUCAUUACCAAAGCGCUGACCAAGGAUGACUACGCAGUCAAGCAAGCUCAUGUUGAGCUUGCUCAGCGGAUGAGGAAACGCGAUGCUGGCUCAGCGCCUGGCCUCGGUGACCGGGUUGCGUAUGUUAUGAUCAAGGGUGCGGCCGGAUCCAAGAACUAUGAGAAGUCAGAGGAUCCGAUCUACGUGUUGGAGAAUAACAUCCCCAUCGACACGAAGUACUAUCUGGACAACCAGCUUGCGAAGCCUCUGGGCAGGAUUUUCGAGCCGAUCCUAGGGGAGUCAAAAGCCAACUUGCUACUCUCGGGAGCACACACACGGACUAUUGCAGUUGCCGCGCCGACCGUUGGUGGGCUAAUGAGAUUCGCGAAGAGAACACUGACUUGUAUGGGCUGCAAGAAACCCUUGGCGGACAAGGAGGAGAAAGCUGGCGCAGUGUGCAUGAGUUGCGCACCCAGGGUCGGUGAACUGUACAAGAAAACACUGGACGUGGUGUCAAGCUCCGAGGUGCGGUUCGGGCGAUUGUGGACACAAUGUCAACGGUGUCAGGGCAGCUUGCAUUGUGAGGUAAUCUGCAGUAGCAAGGAUUGUCCUAUUUUCUACAUGAGGAUGAAAGCGAAGAAGGAUCUCGAGGACGCAGGGAAGGAGCUCAAACGGUUCGACUCUGACCAGGCAGCUGUUUGGUAAGUGUAAAUGUAGUGUUUUAGGAAAGCUUUUCUGGAUUGAUAGAGAGCACUGUUAGCCUCUCGGCAAUCCGCGUCAUGCAGGAGGGAUUUUGAGCCCGGGAGCUCCUAACUAGACUUAAGUUUGAACACCGAUGGUGCCAUUGUUG